Messenger RNA from Stomoxys calcitrans (stable fly), 5639 nucleotides. It is a transcript of the gene Top2, whose product is annotated as DNA topoisomerase 2. The transcript is spliced from 7 exons. Bases 572 to 4993 code for a protein of 1473 amino acids. The record is from RefSeq and is a predicted model, not a curated record. NCBI's taxonomy places the organism in Eukaryota, Metazoa, Arthropoda, Insecta, Diptera, Muscidae. Gene Ontology annotation, cellular component: nucleus. Gene Ontology annotation, biological process: sister chromatid segregation; resolution of meiotic recombination intermediates; DNA topological change. Gene Ontology annotation, molecular function: DNA binding; ATP binding; DNA topoisomerase type II (double strand cut, ATP-hydrolyzing) activity.
CAAGAUACGAAGACGUUCAGACGACGCUGCGUCCAGUCGAAAGUGCGGCAAAAACAAAAAAAUAUCAACUCGCAAUUUUCUAAGCAUUUUUCCCAUUAAAAAGUUGAAUAAAAAGUAAGUUAAACGUUUGUUUUUGUGCGACUCAUAGGAGUCGCUUUGGUUUGUCGCCGGAAGAACAAAAGAAAAAGAAAGGAAGAUAAAACGAUUAAUUAUUGAUUGCCGGCGGCAUCGCAUAUCUAAUUAAGAUUUGUGUGCAAAAUAUUGACUGGCUGGCCGAGUGGCGAGAACACCGAUAGUUUGGUAGUGUACAGUUGAUUUGCUUGCUUGCCGUUGAAGAAGAGGGUGUUUUGUUACUUUAGAGUGCGUUUGCAGUUGCUUGAGAAAGGACCUCCAUGAGAGGAAGUUAGCCUUUCCGUUUUUAACAUAGCCCCAAGGACAAGUUGUAAUAAGGAAGUAGCAAAACAUUUCUAUCUACACGCUUUUGAAAAAGCACAGUUCUGUUCUGCUAAAAAAUCGAAUAUCUGCAGUGAAAUUUCUUUCAUUCUCGGAGCAUUCAAAAAUUAGCAUCAGGAUGGAGAAUGGAAGCGGAACUUCUGGCAGCGGUGGCGUGUCCAUUGAAAAAUUGUACCAGAAGAAAUCACAACUGGAACAUAUUCUUUUGAGACCAGAUACCUAUAUUGGAUCUGUGGAACAUACAAAGGAACUAAUGUGGGUCUAUAAUGAAGAAACUAAUCGUAUGGUUCAAAGAGAGAUUUCUUUUGUACCUGGUCUUUAUAAGAUUUUUGACGAAAUCUUGGUCAAUGCUGCCGAUAACAAACAAAGAGAUAAAUCUAUGAGCGCCAUAAAAAUCGAUAUUGAUCCUGAGAAGAAUACCAUUGCUGUGUGGAACAAUGGUCAGGGUAUUCCGGUUACCAUGCACAAAGAUGAGAAAAUGUAUGUGCCCACUAUGAUUUUCGGUCAUCUCUUGACCUCAUCCAAUUACAAUGAUGACGAAAAGAAAGUAACCGGUGGCCGUAAUGGUUACGGUGCCAAAUUGUGUAACAUUUUCUCUACAAUGUUUACCGUAGAGACAUCUUCCAAAGAAUACAAGCGUUCGUUCAAACAAACCUGGGCAGCCAACAUGACCAAAACUACAGAUCCAAAAAUAAAAGAUUUCUCUGGCACUGACUAUACGAAAAUAACAUUCUCUCCUGAUUUGACGAAAUUUAAAAUGGACCGUCUGGAUGAAGACAUUGUGGCCUUGAUGUCUAGAAGGGCUUUCGAUGUGGCGGCUUCGACUAAGGGCAUUGCGGUGUACCUCAAUGGCAAAAAGUUGGCAGUUAAAAAUUUCAAAGAUUAUAUCGAUUUAUAUAUCAAAAGCGAUGACGAUGCCGGUCAGCCCAUUAAAAUUGUCUAUGAGCAAUGCGGCGAGCGUUGGGAAAUAGCUUGCUGUCCCUCCGACAGAGGUUUCCAACAAGUCUCCUUUGUCAAUUCCAUAGCAACCACAAAGGGUGGUCGUCAUGUGGAUCAUGUGGUGGACAAUAUUAUCAAGCAACUGUUGGAAGUGUUGAAGAAGAAAAACAAAGGAGGCAUCAGCAUCAAACCCUUCCAAGUGCGUAAUCACAUGUGGAUUUUUGUCAAUUGUUUGAUUGAGAAUCCAACAUUUGAUUCGCAAACCAAAGAGAAUAUGACGUUACAAGCCAAAAGCUUCGGCUCCAAAUGCGUCAUAACUGAGAAGUUUAUUGGCAUGAUUUCGAAAUCGGGUAUUGUGGAAUCAGUAUUGUCCUGGGCUAAAUUCAAGGCACAAAACGACAUUGCCAAGACUGGAGGUAAAAAGUCAUCUAAGAUCAAGGGCAUACCCAAGUUGGAAGAUGCUAACGAGGCCGGCACUAAAAACUCCUAUAUGUGCACUUUGAUUCUCACUGAGGGAGACUCAGCCAAGUCUUUGGCCGUCUCCGGUCUUGGUGUUAUAGGACGUAAUUUCUAUGGAGUUUUUCCACUACGUGGUAAACUCCUAAAUGUUCGCGAAGCCACAUUCAAACAGUUGGCCGAAAAUGCUGAAAUCAACAAUCUGUGCAAAAUUAUUGGUCUGCAAUAUAAAAAGAAAUACCUUACAAUGGAUGACAUUAAAACCCUACGCUAUGGCAAAGUAAUGAUCAUGACAGAUCAGGAUCAGGAUGGUUCUCACAUCAAGGGUUUGCUGAUCAACUUCAUACACACCAAUUGGCCCGAGCUGCUACGUUUGCCCUUCUUGGAGGAAUUCAUUACACCCAUUGUUAAGGCAACGAAGAAAAAUGAGGAGCUAUCCUUCUACUCUCUGCCAGAGUUUGAAGAAUGGAAGCUAGAUACACCCAACCAUAACACCUACAAUAUCAAAUACUACAAAGGUUUGGGUACCUCCACAUCAAAGGAGGCUAAAGAGUAUUUCCAGGAUAUGGAACGCCACCGUAUUCUUUUCAAGUACGAUGGCAGCAAAGAUGAUGACAGUAUUGUAAUGGCUUUCUCCAAGAAACACAUAGAAUCACGUAAAGAGUGGCUGACAGCUCAUAUGGACGAAGUCAAGAGACGUAAAACUCUUGGCCUGCCUGAACGUUAUUUGUACGCCAAGGGCACAAAGGCGGUAACAUAUACCGAUUUCGUCAACUUGGAAUUGAUUCUUUUCUCAAAUGCCGACAAUGUUCGUUCCAUUCCUUGUUUGGUAGAUGGCUUUAAGCCUGGCCAACGUAAGGUGAUGUUUACCUGCUUCAAGCGUAAUGACAAGCGUGAGGUGAAGGUAGCCCAACUCUCUGGUUCCGUAUCUGAAAUGUCCGCCUACCAUCACGGUGAAGUUUCACUGCAAAUGACAAUUGUUAAUUUGGCCCAAAACUAUGUGGGCUCGAACAAUAUCAACCUGCUGGAGCCCAGAGGUCAGUUCGGUACUAGGUUGACUGGUGGCAAGGAUUGCGCUAGUGCUCGUUACAUCUUUACAAUUAUGUCUCCUUUGGCCCGUAUGAUUUUUCAUCCCUCUGACGAUCCCUUGUUGCAGUACGAAGUCGAUGAUGGUCAAAAAAUUGAACCAGUUUGGUAUAUGCCAAUUAUUCCUAUGGUCUUGGUAAAUGGAGCCGAUGGUAUCGGGACAGGUUGGUCGACCAAAAUUUUUAACCACAACCCCAGAGACAUAAUGAAGAAUAUACGACGACUGUUGGCCAAUGAAGAACCUACUCCAAUGCAUCCAUGGUAUAAAAAUUUCCGCGGUGACAUUGAGUACAUUUCCGACGGCCGUUAUAUUAGUUCUGGUAACAUUCAAAUUAUUCAAGGAGAUAAAAUUGAAAUAUCUGAAUUGCCCGUUGGCACCUGGACGCAAACGUAUAAGGAAAAUGUCUUGGAGCCUUUGUCCAAUGGCUCGGAAAAAGUUAAGGCCAUUAUUUCCGAUUACCGUGAAUACCAUACUGAUACAACCGUGCGAUUUGUCAUAACUCUGGCCCCAGGCGAAUUCGAUCGUCUGAACGAAGAACCUGGCGGUUUCCAUCGCGUAUUCAAAUUAACCUCCUCAAUGUCCACAAAUCAAAUGCAUUGUUUUGAUGAAUUAAAUUGCUUGAGACGCUUUCCAACAUCUUUGGAUAUUUUGAAAGCAUACUAUCCUCUACGUUUGGAAUAUUAUCAGAAACGUAAAGAUUAUUUGGUGGGUAUGUUAACGGCCCAGGCCGACCGCCUUACUGAUCAGGCACGCUUCAUUUUGGAGAAAUGUGAACGCACUUUGGUGGUUGAAAAUAAAAAGCGCAAGGCUAUGAUUGAUGAGUUGAUAAAGCGCGGCUAUCGCCCCGAUCCCGUUAAAGAAUGGCAGCGCCGCAUUAACGUGCAGGAGGAGGAGGAGCCCGAGGAGGAAGAGGAAGCGGGUGAAGAGGAAGGUUCAACAUCAGUUGUUAAGAAGGAGAAAAAGCCCGUAGACGCUGAGAAGGCAUUCCAAAAACUUACCGAUGUCAAGAAGUAUGACUAUUUGUUAGGUAUGUCCAUGUGGAUGUUGACCGAAGAACGUAAAAACGAGUUGUUGAAACAACGCGAUCAGAAAUUGGCUGAAUUGGCCGCUCUCAAAGAGAAAACAAUACAAAUGAUGUGGUUGGACGAUCUCGACGAGUUGGAAAAGAAAAUGGAUGAGGUUGAAGAGAAGGAGCGCCUUGAUGAGCUGGGCAUUAAUAAGAAACAAGCUAAAGCCUUGGCCAAGAAUAAGGCUGCCGCCGCUGCAGCGACGAAGAAGCGUGGAUCCAAUAAAGAAGGUGGAGCGGAUGUUUUCCCUGAUCCUCGCGGCGUCAAGGUUGAGUUCAAACUCACGGAGGAAAUUAUUAAGAAAGCAGCAGCAGCAGCCAGUGUCAACAAGGUAAAGAAGGAGAAAGUAGAGAAAAAGGUUGCUGGUAAUAAAGGUGGCAUAAAGACAGAAGGCGGCGGGGGUGACGAGUUCGAUGAUUUGGUAGAAGCCAAAGCUCCUAAGGCUAAAAAAGAACCGGUAGUCGCAGCACCAAAGAGAGUGCGCAAGAAGAAAGAAGAUGGCGGUGAUGGUCUCAAGCAGACUCAGCUUGGUUUCAAACCCAAAGGCCGUAAGAAGAAGGUCAAUAGCUCUGAUGAAGAUGAUGCUCCUGAUAAUUCCGGCAGCGAUUUGGAUAUACAUGUAGAGCAUGUGGCUCCUCGUGCAGAUCGGCCCGGUCGCAGGGCUGCAGCAAACAAAAUCAACUUCUCCGGUCUGCUCGAUUCCGAGGAAGAGCAAACCAGUGAUGGCGAAGUAGUUUUUAAGGAAAAUGAUGCACUUAAAACCCCCACACAAGCUGUUGUGAAACUAUCGGACGCAGAAAACAGUGACUUUGACAAUUUCCAACCUGAAGAGGACUCACCUGUCAAAAAGAAGAAACCUGCUGUCAAACGGCCACGUAAGAAGGCAAUGUCCAGCCCAGACAGCGACAGUGAAAAGAAGACAAGUAAGAAGAAGAAACGUGUAGUAAACAGUGAUAGCGAUGAUGAUGAUGACUCGGAUUUUGAGGCUUAGACAGAGAGUUUGUGUUUCACUGCUCCUUCUUUAUCUUAUUAAUAAUAAGUAUGUAUGUAGAUGAUGGGAAAUAUUUUUCCAACUUUCACCACACAACAUUCAAACGUUACAUUGUAAGCAUCUCUCCAACCCACACUCACCCCCAACUUACCUUUGUGUAUUCCAUUAUAAUUUGUCCUAAAUGUUCUCUGAUACAUUGUUCUAUUUUUUUUUUAUUUUUUACCCUUUUUAAAUUUUAUUUAAAAACCUUUUAUUUAAUUUUAUUGUUUAAUCUUACAAACAAAACAAAAAUGUACUGUGUAUACUUUAAUUUCGUCCACAUCUUUAUAUCGAAUUGCGAACACUUUCUUCGGUGAUCCUCUCCCCCAAUGGACAAAUGACUCAAAAUUCUUUUACCAUUUAAUAUGUACGCACGCCUGUCUUUGGGCGUGUUAUUGUUUUAAAAAUAUGUAUUUCACAAUCCAGCAAAACAAAAGAAGAAACCUAUUUUAAUUUCUUAUCUCUAUCUUUAGUUUUUGUAAAUAUGCUUUCUUUUUAUAAACUCAACAAUAUUUUUUGUUUAAGCUUACACAGAAAAGAACUUAAAUAUAUUCACAGUAAAAUUAUAUAUGCAAAAUAAAAUAAAAUUUUAAAUAACAUUUAAAAA